GUUAUUGACAACGUUUAUAUAUCUCCAGCAUCCGCGGUUCUUUUGAUUUAUUGACAAUGUUUAGGAUUCGUUUUCUAAAAAAAAAGGUGCAAUUGUUACAGUCUUGAGUUUAUAGGGGGUGGGAUGAGACAGACAGACAGAGAGAGACAGUGUGUGUGUGCUGCCUGUUUACGUUGAGUACCUCCUGCUCCUGCAGUGGAAGGCCGCUUGAGUUGUGUUCCGGUGAUUCCCUUCUCCCUUUCCACAGUAAGGGAGCGGCGGUGAAAGCAGCUUUUAUAAGCUUGGUUACCAUGGGCAAUGAGCCUUUGCAGAUUACCAGUCCAGCCGACAACAUUACUGGAGUGCUGAAUUCCCGCUGCACUCUGUUCAAGUCCGAUUCGGAGGAUUAUAAAUGUGUCACUAUCAUUUCUGUGAAGCGAGCCUCUGCUGCCUUCUCACUACUUGGAUGCUCCUUUAUGCUUUUCGUGAUAUGGUUAUUUCGAAAGUACAACUCUUUAGCCCAGAAGAUGAUCUUGAGCCUGACUGUGGCUGCAUUGUUUGACAGUAUUGCCUAUCUCAUGGGAGAGGUUAUCCCAGAUGGUGUCCUUUGCAAUUUUCAGGCCUGGUGGCUUACAUACUUUGACUGGUGUUCCCUGGCAUGGGUUUGUUGCAUAACAGUCAACCUUUACUUCAACUUGGUCAAAGAAAUCAGAACAGAUCACUUUGCAGUUGCAUAUUAUGUUGCAGCGUGGGGUGUGCCUUUCAUUCUGUCCUGUCUUCCACUGCUUGGUGAUUAUUAUGGCCCUGCUGGAGCAUGGUGCUGGAUCACAGAUGAUCAUGUUGCUUGGAGAUUUGGCAUAUGGUACAUCCCAUUGUUUGUCCUCAUCUUUCUGAUGAUGUCCUGCUACAUUCACAUAUUUUAUGUGGCUAAACAGAGGGCUCUAACUUGGUCUGGGCCAUAUGAUCCUGAAAGAGAAAGAAGCAAGAUUUUAUUGAUGCUGGAAAUCAAGCCACUUAAGUGGUACCCCUCUGUAUACCUGGCUGUGUCCCUUUUUCCUCUCAUUAACAGGCUGCACAAUGCAUUUGAUCCAAAUCAUCCUGUUUUUGUCCUAACGCUCCUCCAUGUUAUUACUGCACCGCUGCACGGACUGGCAAAUGCCAUUGUGUUUGGAUUGGACAGGGAAACGUGGGGCCAGCUGAACUUCACAUCACUACAGCUUGCUUUCCAGUCCCGAUUUUCUGAUACAACAUUGAUCAAGGAGUACCAGCCGGGGCCUGUGCGCUACAUGGCCCAUUUGGAAAGUGAUUCCUCAGACUCAUGUGAUGACGGCACAGGAGCAAUUUAUUCAUCGACUGUGACAUCUAGGGACAGGAGGCCCUGACAACAGCAACACCCCGCAACUGAGCAUGUGCACUGUUGGACUGCUAGACAAAGGAAGAACCCCUCUGUGACACAGGAGCUGAGCUGUCAACCCUCAUUAUUAAUUCUAGGGUCUUAAUAUUUAAUGUCAUAAAACUGGAAGCUUCAGAUUUGUAGAUGAGCCAUCAUGCUAAACAAAACACAUAGUUAAAGAGGUUGUUCCUUUCAGUUGUCUCUGGUUUAUAUUACACACUAAGGAAAAAGAUAGUCUAAAGCAAUAGGAAAACUAAGAACAUAAUUUUGAGUAAGAGGGAGAUGUUUGAUGAAAUUGAUGUAAUGGUUGUAUCUGAAAAGUUAAGUGCAGUGUUUUAUUUCAAAACAACUAUUUUUACUUUAUUCCUUUAGUGAGGGCAUUGGAUUCUUAUGUUGAUUUUGUUUUAAUUGUAUUUGAAUGUUUUCAGAACAGUGUGUUCUCAAUUUGGCUGACUUGUCUAUUUGAUUCAGGUUGCGUAGUGAAUUAUAAUGAGUGAAACUAUGACUUUGAUCCCUGUACAGUAUGCUGUGGGGAACGCAGACAGUUCAGGAAGCUGUAAAGGAGAGGAAAUGCACAGUUGCAGAGCCCUAAGUAGACACUGAGACAAAAUGGUGGAGGGCCAUAACCGCAGGACAAUUUCUUUUUUAAAUGUAUACAAUUUUAUUUUAUAAUCAGUUAUUUGAAGAUAAUUGUUUUCAAAGAGCAAUCAAACAUUACAGUCAAUGUCCAAAUCCAUUAAGAUUCUUAUUUUAUUAGCAAUUUUUAAUUGUGUUUUGUUAUCAGAUUUUGGCUUAUGGACUGCUUUGUGUUUUUUUAAACUUGCUUACAAGAUUAUUGUGCAUAUCUGUAGCUGGAGACUUCCAACAAAACCUCACAGAAAUGCUGUAUUUGAAAUGGACAAAAUUGCCUCAGAAACAUUUUUAUUUGAUUUUAUUCAUUUAGUAGAAGUGUUGCAGAAUUAACUGGCUAACAAGAUGGUGCAUCUUUGUGGCAGUGGGAAGAUACAAUUGCCUCUCACCGUAAACUGCUGUGUUUAACCUCCUGACAGACUGCUCAGAGCUGCUGUAUGGGAGCCUGCGUGCAGAUAAUCUUCUUGUUUGCUUGUCUGCAGCCGUUACUUGGCUACUGGCAAAGAUUAAAAAGAGUUGAUCAUCAAGUUUUGCAAAAUUGAAGCCUUUUCUACAGAGACAUUGUUUACAUUGUUCUGUGAUCAAUUUUACUGCCACUAAAGUAGUAUUAUUUAGGCAGUCACCUCAAUUUACUCAACCCAUUUGUCCCAAAAUGUAAAAUCUCAUACACUAAACAGCUGUUAAGUGAGAUCUGACUAAACCCAAGAAUGAGAAUGAGAGAAGACCAUCGUUGAAACAAAAUGUAAUUAUUAAAGCAAAUUGGGCUUCUAAAUUUGUAUACUUACAUAUUGGGCGAUCCUGUUCCCUGUAAUUUGAUAAUUGCAGUUUUAAAGCAGAGGGAGUGUAAUUAAAAUUCAGUUGGACUGCAAAUCAGCAGUGUCAAAUCAGCUAUCCAUGAUAAACACUGAUCCAUUUUCUUUUCAUUUACUUCAGUGUAAAGCAAAAUCAGAAGAGUUAAUCAAGACCACACUGUAGUUCAUUUAACGCUUCCACCAGAGUCAAAUUUCAUCCUGUAGUCUAAUAGAGGAACAAACCGAAACCCACAUCUGAACUUUAAAAUAUGAAUUUGGCAUUCAAACUAUAUGAGGUCUAAAGUAGAAUAACGGCCUGAUAACUACAGUUAUUAUUUGACUUGUGACACAAUUGAAAGAAUUUGAAUUUGUACAGUGUCUUUUACACCCUCGGAAUUGGGAAAACCCUGCUUUUCUCCAAUGAUUUAAUAUUUUUUUUCGUGUUCAUGAGAGUGGUUUGACAUUCCUGUUGAAAGACAGUGUCUGAGAUAGCAUAGUCCUCCUCAGUAGUGCGGCAAAGUGUUCACUCAGAUUAUGUGCUGAGGUCUCGGGGAUGGGGGUUGAAUUCUCAGCCUUCGAACUGUGAGCUGAGACUGUAACCUCUGGGCCACAGCUGACAUUGAAAUGCUUUUUCUUAAUCCUCUGCCACUGUGCUGAAUAGAGAGAAUGCUGUCAGGACUAGCCUUCCCAUCAAAAACAGACAUCCUGUUUGGCAGUCAGAGUUGUAUGACAGGAACUCUGAAGAUGAGCUCAGCUCAUUGGAUUACAACCCAAUGUUUGAGGGAAAAUUACAUAGUAAGUUAUGUCCUUUGGAGGUCUGAAAAAGAAUUUUAAUUAAGAAAGCAUAAAAUAUAAUUCUAUUAUAAAUUAUUGAUUUCUCACAUUGUUCCAGUGCUAAUUCUCAAAAGGAAAUGAGUGCUGAACAGCAAUGGAGAAGUUGAGCAUUCACUUUGAAAAAUGCUGAACUUCAAGAAAUAAUUCAGACUAUACUGAUUUUUCACUUGUUUAAACAAUUGAGGAAUUUUAAUAUUUUAAUAAAAAUUUAAUAUAGGCAAAAUCGACUGAAAUCUAUUAUUUGAAUUGGUUUAGUAGUGGGAUAGGGUGAAUGGAAGUUUGAUCAGGAAAUUCAGGGGCCUAGAGGCUAAAUAUUACAUGGCCCAUGGGGUGUGUUUUUGAGGAGGGGCGGGGUGGCUGAAAUAUUCAAAACAGAUUGAGUAGCUAACCAGCCACACUUUCACCUGUGCCUGAACUCACUCCAAUAAAAUAGGGUGUGGAUAGAUGCCAAAAGCUGCAGCCUGCCCACUAUAAAUCAAUAAUAAUUAAGGGUCAAAGUAUUAUCCCAAUAUUACCCUGCCCAUGUCACGAUUCAUUUGGAGUGGGUGACCUUUUUUUUUUAAAGUGUUUAUUUUGAACAGUAGGAAUCAUAGGGUGUACAAUCUUCAAUGUGCCUUUUGUGCAUCACAGGCAAACCCUCACAGCACUCUGCCCAACCAAAACUCUGCAUACCUCUCUGCUUGCACUGCAACCCACUAUGGCUUCCCAAUCCCAAAAAUGUUUGAACCAACGCCAUCCAAUGUCUCCAGUUUUCCUCUGUGUAGAAUCGAUGACCGCCAAAUGCACCUGCCAACCCCUCAACCCCUUCCUGUGUUAAGUGCGGCCCUAGAUUUCCACAACAGGAUCCCCAACAGGAAGCCAGCCUGAGGUUCAGGCUUGCAUUUCAUUUGGACAGGGAGCACACCAAAAGUAAGGGCUGAUACUGCUUUUGGGACCCUAAGCUGGGAUAGUGGUGGCAUCAAAUUCCCAACGUCAUAACUUGAUUCCAGUUUUGGGUGUCUUUCUUUGAUGAAUGAUGAGGGUAUAGAUCAUAUUCAAGAGAAGAAAAUAUUCUCCCUUGGAAUGUCCCAUCAAAAUAUUGAAAUAAACAAUCUGCCUCAUGGGAAUGGGUUAACCCAGUUCCACUAAAUCCGGAUACUAGUAUUGGCAACUGAAAGAGAGUUUAAAAUUGGAUUUGAAAUUUCUAAAAUUUGAGCAUUUCUCUUUACUGCAACCCAAUUCCUUUUGGGAAUGUUAACAUUUUCUCAAUUAAAUCAGUUGUGACGAAGCUUGGUUUACUUCCUGUAACAUCAAGUAUAACGACGUCAGGCGCAAACCAGUUCUUCUCAUUUCUCUUUCUGUUUCCCAACUCAGUAACCCCACUUCAGUCAGCUCACCCAAUUAGGAUAGAUGGAGCUGCCCGACCAAUUACAGUCAGCCUUAAGCCCUCAGUAAGUACACAAGAACAAACAAACUAGGAGCAAGAGUAAAUAAUUCAGCCUUUGAGCCCGCUCCAUCAUUUGAUAUGAACAUAGCUGAUCUCACCUUGGUCUCAACUGCACUUUCCUGCCCACUCUGUAUAAACCUUCAACACAUUAAUAAUUAAGAAUCUGUCUAACUCCUGUUUCGAUUUACUCAAUGACCCAGCAUCUAUCCACUCUUCAUGAUUCAUGACUGUUUGAGACAAGUAAUUUCUCCUCAUUUCUGUUUUAAAUCUGCUAUCCCUUAUUCUAAAGCUAUGACCUCUCAUUCUAGAUUGCCCAUGAGGAAACAUCUGUUUUCCAUCUACAUUGUCAAUCCUCUUUAGCAUCUCAUAUACCUCAAUUAGAUCUUCUCUCAUUUUUCUAAACUCCAGAGAGUAUAGGCCUAAACUGCUCAUUCUGUCUUCAUAAGACAAGCUCCUCGUCACUGAAAUCAAUCUCCUCUGAACUGCAACUACAUCCUUCCUCAAGUAAGGGGAUAAAAAUUGCAUGCAGUAAUCCAGGUGCAGUCUCACUAAUCCAUGUACAGAUAGAGCAAUACUUCCCCACUUGCAUAUAGUAUUCCUUUCGCAAUAAAUACCAAAAUUUGAUUUGUCUUCCUUAUUACCCCCUGUGUCUGCACACAAGUUGGCUCCCAUUGCCUCAGAUUUAAAAUUCUUGUCCUUGUGCCUCAUCUCACUUUACCUCUGGAACAUCAUCCAAAGCUACAGUAACCCUGUCUCAACUCUGCAUUCCUUCUUCUCCAUCCAUAUGUUUUUCCCCUUCUCUCUGCUCUUAAUUCAGCAGCCAUGCCUUAAACUGUUUAGAUUACUUU
Molecule: messenger RNA, 5901 nt
Organism: Stegostoma tigrinum
Lineage: Eukaryota; Metazoa; Chordata; Chondrichthyes; Orectolobiformes; Stegostomatidae
Exons: 13
Coding region: 291-1361 (356 amino acids)
Biological process (GO): adenylate cyclase-activating G protein-coupled receptor signaling pathway; cell surface receptor signaling pathway
Cellular component (GO): plasma membrane
Molecular function (GO): G protein-coupled receptor activity
Source: RefSeq, a predicted model, not a curated record